This is a messenger RNA of Gasterosteus aculeatus aculeatus (three-spined stickleback), 2162 nucleotides long. It is a transcript of the gene ednrba, whose product is annotated as endothelin receptor Ba. The record is from RefSeq and is a predicted model, not a curated record. NCBI's taxonomy places the organism in Eukaryota, Metazoa, Chordata, Actinopteri, Perciformes, Gasterosteidae. Gene Ontology annotation, cellular component: plasma membrane. Gene Ontology annotation, molecular function: endothelin receptor activity. Gene Ontology annotation, biological process: regulation of blood pressure; endothelin receptor signaling pathway; vasoconstriction.
GAAGGGGAGGGGUUGCAGACUAUUGACACGGUGCACACGGAGACUCAGCAGCUACUUCUGGAGAGCUGAUCGGAGACUCUAGAGAGGCGCGGAGCUGGAGCUCCUUCACGUUGACACCAGGGCAGGGAGGACUGUUGGAGAUGACCGGACAUCAAGGGCAGCAAACCUCAAAUCUGGGAAAUAUUCCCUGUCCCGAGAGCUUAAAGGUCACCAGGAACGUUUGAUCUAAAGAGGCACAAAUAUUGGAUUUCUGCUCCGGCUGUGAUUUAGGCACGCCCAGAGAGGAUCAGUUGUGGCCUUGUUGGAUUUAAAACUAACAGAUUUACAACAGACCUGCGGGAUGAAGACUCCUCUCCUCUGCUUGGAGCUGCUCCUCUUGGCGAGUCUCAUCCUUCUGGCGACUGGGCAGCUGGAGCCAAAGGAGCAAGACCUCCUUGCUGUUACCCAGAGGCUCGGCCUCGUGGAGAGAGACGUGCGGGGUCUGGUGAGGCCCAACAUCUCCAUGCCCCGCCGCCGGCUGCCGCCCAUGUGCACGGGUCCCACGGAAAUCCGAGACACGUUCAAGUACAUCAACACGGUGGUGUCCUGCCUGGUGUUUGUUGUGGGCAUCAUCGGGAAUUCCACUCUGCUGAGGAUCAUCUACAAGAACAAGUGCAUGCGCAACGGGCCGAACAUCCUGAUCGGCAGCCUGGCGCUUGGAGACCUGCUGCACAUCGUCAUCGGCAUUCCCAUCAACGUUUACAAGCUCCUGGCAGAGGACUGGCCUUUUGGAGUGUCUCUCUGCAAGAUUGUGCCGUUUGUCCAAAAAGCCUCCGUGGGGAUAACGGUGCUGAGUCUGUGUGCGCUGAGUAUUGACAGGUAUCGCGCCGUGGCCUCGUGGAGCCGCAUCAAAGGGAUUGGAGUUCCAAAGUGGAUGGCAAUCGAAAUAGCGCUCAUCUGGAUAUUGUCCGUCAUCCUGGCCGUGCCAGAAGCCGUAGCCUUCGACAUGAUCACGAUGGACUACAAGGGAGAACACUUGAGGAUCUGUUUGCUGCACCCCAUGCAACAAAACAACUUCAUGGUGUUUUACAAAUCAGCAAAGGACUGGUGGCUGUUCAGUGCAUAUUUCUGCCUGCCGUUGGCCUGCACUGCUAUUUUCUACACCCUGAUGACCUGCGAGAUGCUGAGGAAGAAGAACGGAGUCCAGAUUGCUCUCAGUGACCACCUCAAACAGCGCCGGGAGGUGGCUAAGACGGUGUUCUGUCUGGUUCUGGUCUUCGCCGUGUGUUGGCUGCCUCUCCACCUCAGCCGUAUCCUGAAGCUCACCAUCUACGACGAGAAAGAUCCAAACCGCUGCGAACUGCUGAGUUUCUUUUUGGUGUUGGACUACAUCGGCAUCAACAUGGCAUCCGUGAACUCCUGCAUCAACCCAAUCGCCCUCUACGUGGUCAGCCAACGCUUCAAGAACUGUUUCAGGUCCUUCCUCUGCUGCUGGUGCCUACCGGCGGAGAUGGUGAUGGACGAGAAGCAGUCGUGCAUGAAGCUGAAAGUCACAGAACGGGCCUCCGACCAGAGCAACUCUCGCGUGACCAACAAGUCUACAUCGGCCUGAGGAGCAGCUUAAAGUAAGAAAGGUCGAUGUAGAAGUGGAGGUGGGGGCGACUGAACGACCACAUCUACAGCAUCAUACCGACUUUGCUUUGAAUUUUAAGACUUUUUGACUCCUUAAACUAUAUUAAUACUGGAGCGCUGCCCGAGAGGAAAAGAGCAGCACUGGACUAAAAAACACUACAUUUCUGGAUAACGAGUGAGACGUGUGUGAGGCCGCCAAGCUGCCGUCCAAAAUACCAAAUAUCGACCACCAAGCUUUUCAUAAGGGUUUCAUAAAAUAGGGGGUCAAAGGUCGAUUAGCAACCAUCGCUCAUCAGGCUUUCGGUCUGGUGGUGACGUUGACACUAUGAAUCUGAAAUUACAUCUGAGUGAGACGCUGUCAGCGGAGAUGAAACAGUGAAUCCAAAGAGCUCAGUUGAGAUUUGUUGAUGCAUCUGUUGCCGCACGCUUCAUCCCUCAGUACCAUCACGGCCGAUGGGCCUCGGUCAGGACAAAGAGGAGUAGGACGGAGAAUUCAUCUUAUAACUUUUUUUGUUGAGUAAACUUUUACAAUAAAGUUACUGCCAUGUGGA